UAUAAAUCUAUAAAAGAAACAUUCAUCCUAAGCCUUUAUUGCAGAAAUUUUUUUACAUAGCAUUUUUUAUUAAAAAUGCUCCUGAAAACUCUUAUUAUUGUAUGUGCUGCCACAAGUGCCUAUAGUCAAGCUGUAGGAACAUGCCCACCUAUAGACGGAGUUUUUCCUGUAUACCUUCCAGAUGCUACGGACUGCACUAUAUUCUAUGAGUGUUCAAAUGGUCAACCAAUUCAGUUACAAUGUGCCCCCGGUACAUUAUUUGAUGAAAAAAGGAGCAUAUGCGAUGUCGAUGUCAAUUGCGGAAAUAGGUCCACGCCUAAACCUCCACCUGCAGACUCAUGAGUUUCCUUGAAUUCUAAUUUUAUAAGAUUUUUUAAUAAAAUUGUAAAUUGUGUUAUAAGAACUAUUGUUAAUAAACCAUUUUAAAAUUUUAAAUGAUAAUAAAAACAGUUUUAUAAAGCAA
Diabrotica balteata is the source of this 463-nucleotide messenger RNA. Lineage: Eukaryota; Metazoa; Arthropoda; Insecta; Coleoptera; Chrysomelidae. The record is from the annotation of a GenBank genome assembly.